This is a messenger RNA of Scheffersomyces amazonensis, 1321 nucleotides long. RefSeq lists its product as uncharacterized. The record is from RefSeq and is a predicted model, not a curated record. The transcript has a single exon. NCBI's taxonomy places the organism in Eukaryota, Fungi, Ascomycota, Pichiomycetes, Serinales, Debaryomycetaceae. The coding region runs from base 81 to 1127 and encodes 348 amino acids.
UUCAAAUUGUAACAGUAUACUUUCACAGUAAUAUUACAGUAAAUUAAGUAAUAUUAUUAUUGUAGCAUAACAUUGUCAUCAUGUCAUUCAAAUUCCCAACUUUCAACUUACAAUCAAUUCAAGAAUCAUUACCAACUGUUGAUCAAGUUAAAGAAUCAUUCGCUAAAGUUAAUGCUUCUAAAACUGUAGAUCAAUUCCGUGAACAAAUUACUCCAUUUGCUCAUAAAACAAGUGAAUUACUUUCAACUCAAUUAGCUCAAGUUCAACAAUUAGCUAAUUUAAAUGUAGCAGAUUCUAAAAUUGAAGUUAGUGAAUUACCUGCUGAAUAUUUACAAUUAGAACAUAAUUGUGAUUUAUUAUUAAAAUUAUAUACUGAUUUAAUUCUGUUUUCUAAUGAAACUUAUGGUAAAAUUAGUUAUGAUUAUCCUCCAGGAAAUUAUGCUAUUACUAAAAUUAGAGAAGCUAAUGUUGGAGGAGUUAUUUCAUCUAAAUUUAAUCAAUUAAAGAAUGUUUCUUCUCCACAAGAAUUAGAAAAUAUCUUAUUAGGUAGACAAGAAGCUAAUUCUACUGGUGAAGAAGAAGAAGUAUCAAUUCAAACUACUUCUGCCAAUCUUCCAAAAACUUUAUUUGGACAAUUAUCUACUAUUUCAGAAAAACAUAGUGAAGAAUUAAAAACUUCCAAUAGUCCAUUAUCUCUUGCUCUUUUACAACUUUCAUCUACUUAUUUGGAAAUUGCCAGUGCUAGAUUAGAACAAGAUAAGAAGAUUACUAAAGAUGUUAAUAAUAAAUUAAUUACUAUUUUAAAUGAAGAAUUCAUUAAAGUAACUGAAUUAAGAAAGAGAGUCUAUGCUUCUCGUUCAGAUUUUGAUAUUAUUAGAGCUAAAGUUGGUGAUAAUGAUCAAGAAGAUGAAGAACUUAUUUCUAAAGAAGAUUCAUUAGUUAGUGCCACUGAAACUGCAGUCGUAGAAAUGAAGAAAUUAUUAAGACCAUCUAAGAAUAUUAAUUUAUUAAAAGUAUUUGUUCAAGCACAAAAGGAAUUUUUUGAAUUGAGUGCUAAGAAAUUAGCUGCUUUAAGUGCUGGUUUAGAUAAGAUUGAAAUCCCAGAAGAUGAAGAUGAUGAUGAAUAGCUCAUAAUCUCAGCCCUGGAUUCAUUUGUUGAUAUCUAGUGUUUGGCUGGUUUAUUGUUUGGUUAUAUCUCGUGCUAUUUUAUUCCAGUUUGAUUUUUUAUAUAUUAUAUGUUAGUUCUAGUAAAUUGUUUGAUUUUUAUAGUUAUUUUAUUACAGUAUAUUGGGAAAGUAUAUAUAAUGACUUCAGAUAAUAA